Molecule: messenger RNA, 1647 nt
Organism: Cyphellophora europaea CBS 101466
Lineage: Eukaryota; Fungi; Ascomycota; Eurotiomycetes; Chaetothyriales; Cyphellophoraceae
Exons: 7
Coding region: 1-1647 (548 amino acids)
Biological process (GO): carbohydrate transport; transmembrane transport
Cellular component (GO): membrane
Molecular function (GO): carbohydrate:proton symporter activity
Source: RefSeq, a predicted model, not a curated record
AUGGAGACAGCAAAGGUUGUACCAACCGAAAGGGAGCUCAAGCACCUUGAAUCAGGCAAUACUAACAUCAUCGACCUCAUCCGGCAAGCGCAGGCGGCCGAUGCUGCCGAUCGUCAGCUAACACUAUGGGCUGCUAUCAAGAAGUACAAGAAAGCCGUGGCUUGGAGUUGCCUACUCUCUACGGCCUUGGUCAUGGAAGGAUAUGAUGUUGUCAUUAUCAACGGUUUUUUUGGCCAGUCCCAAUUCAAAGAAAAGUUCGGCGUUGUCGGUGCGGAUGGCGAGAAGUCCAUCACUCCGCCGUGGCAAUCCGGACUUGCGAAUUCUGCUUUGGUUGGACAGUUGUUUGGCCUUGCUCUCAAUACUUGGGCGCAGGAUCGUUUUGGCAGCCGGAAGACUUACAUGAUUUUCAUGGCUUGGUUAUGUGCAGCCAUCUUCAUUGCAGUCUUUGCGCCCAAUCUGUCAGUUUUGGCUUUUGGGGAAGCCAUGUGUGGUAUCUCGUGGGGUGUUUUCCAGACUCUCACUACAACUUACGCUUGUGAAAUUGUUCCGAUCGUCCUGCGCGAAUAUGUUACUGCAUAUGUCUGCCUCUGCUGGGGUAUGGGUAUCCUCCUUUCAGCCGGAGCCCUACGGGCAGUGGAUGGCUUGGAAGGCGAGAUGGGCUGGAGAUUACUUUUCAUUCUGCAAUGGAUUUGGCCUCUUCCUCUCGGUAUUGGUGCCUACUUCGCCCCUGAGUCACCAUGGAAUGCAAUUCGACGAAACAAGCCAGAGAUCGCAAAAGAAGCCCUCGGGAGACUCCGAAGCGACAGUCCAAACAAGGAGGCCGAAGUAGAAGCUACGAUAGCAUACAUUCGGCACACUACCGAAUUAGAGAAGGCCGAGACCGAAGAUGCGAGCCUUUGGGAGUGCUUCAGGGGUGUCAAUCUGCGUCGUACCGAAGUGAAUUGCAUGACAUGGAUGUGCCAGAUCUUGGACGGCAAUCCACUGACCAGUUAUGCGGUCGUCUUCCUUCAAGCCGCGGGGUUCGAUGAAACCCAAUCAUUCAACCUCAACAUGGGAAUCAAUGCCUGCUUCGUGGUUGGCCCGCUGAUAUGCUACACAUUAUUCCCUUUUUUCGGAAGAAGAACCAUCUACAUGUCCGGGCUUGCGGGUAUGCUUCUUACUUUGGUGGUGAUUGGUGGGUUGGGCUUCAACGAUAGCCACAAUGCACAACUAGCCAUUGGCAUCUUGUUGGUCGUCUGUACUUUCGUCAACACGAUUUGCAUGGGGCCGACUUGCUAUCCCAUCGUCGCUGAGACGCCGUCCGGGCGACUCAGAUACAAAACCAUAACCGUCGGAAGGUUUUCAUACAAUGUGGCAGGCGUCAUUCAGAAUUCAAUCACGCCACGCAUGUUGUCUGAUUCAGCCUGGAACUGGGGUGCAAAGGCUGGUCUGUUCUAUGCCGGGACCAAUAUCUUGUGUCUUUUGUGGUGCUUCUUUCGUCUACCGGAGACGAAGGGUCGGUCGUUCGGCGAGAUUGAUUUGCUUUUCGAUAACAAGGUCCCGGCCCGCAAAUUCAAGUACACCAAGGUCGAUCAAUUUGCUCACGGCGUGCAUGAGGCUAAGGUGGAGGAGGCGAAUAACACUUCGGCGACACAUGUGGAGAGGUGA